Molecule: messenger RNA, 450 nt
Organism: Peronospora farinosa
Lineage: Eukaryota; Oomycota; Peronosporomycetes; Peronosporales; Peronosporaceae
Source: the annotation of a GenBank genome assembly
AUGUUCUCGACCAACUUGAUCUUAGCCGGCAUUCUCGCCGCAGGUCUUGCAUCCGCCGAUGUCCCGCUCUUCGCGCAUCACGAUGCCACCUACUCGUUGGCAGGACCUGUCGGAGUCUCCAGCACUCGUAACUUGAGAGCCAUGCCUAAACCGACCGCAGUGGAUGGAACGACCUGGUCACCGCACACUUAUGAGGCGGAGCCUCACGUCAAGCCGACACCGACGUACCAGGCGAAGCCUCACGUUAUGUCGACACCGACGUACCAGACGGAGCCGACUUACCAGAUGAUGCCUAACUUCGACACCGCCGGGUCCCCGUCGCCCUCUUCACAGUGCAACAACAUCGGUGGCGAUGGCGGUGCCCCAGCGCGGACAGCGUCCGAGCGUGUUGCAACGCGUGUGCGAACACCAAUCUAUGCAUUGCGUUCAACUUCCAACCACUCCUGGUAA